Striga hermonthica is the source of this 339-nucleotide messenger RNA. The record is from the annotation of a GenBank genome assembly. Lineage: Eukaryota; Viridiplantae; Streptophyta; Magnoliopsida; Lamiales; Orobanchaceae.
AUGCUCCAAAAGAUCAGAAUAGUAAACCGGGUCUUAGAUUCCGCAGUCCCCAUUAGAAACCCCAUCAAGAUCCUGAAGCCAUGCGUCGGCGGCAAUGAGUCGGCGGCGAUGCCCACGGCCUGCGCUCUCGAGAUGAACCACGCCAUGUUCCUGAUCCACGACGACCUGCCCAGCAUGGACAACGAUGAUCUACGACGAGGGAAGCCCUCUAGCCACGUGGUCUAUGGCGAAAACGUCGCCGUCCUGGCCAGAACUGCACUCCUCGCCCCCUCGUUCGAGCACAUCGCCGCCGCGAAGCUCGGCGCGCCGCCCGGGAGAAUCGUCCGCGUCGUCGUCUAA